Cryptomeria japonica (Japanese cedar) is the source of this 1688-nucleotide messenger RNA. RefSeq names its product ENTH domain-containing protein C794.11c. Gene Ontology annotation, cellular component: endosome; plasma membrane; clathrin vesicle coat. The coding region runs from base 289 to 1488 and encodes 399 amino acids. The record is from RefSeq and is a predicted model, not a curated record. Lineage: Eukaryota; Viridiplantae; Streptophyta; Pinopsida; Cupressales; Cupressaceae. Gene Ontology annotation, biological process: endocytosis. The transcript has 4 exons. Gene Ontology annotation, molecular function: phospholipid binding; clathrin binding.
GCUAUAGUUGUCAACUACCUUUGUUUUGCUGGAGAGAAGAGGUGCCAUAUUGUGGCAAACAGGAUUUGGCACUUUCUGGAUACAAUCGGUCACAGAUUUCAAUUCUCUGCAUAUAAGAGUUUGUGUAUGAGUUAAACAUCUAUUGAGUUACCCGCCAUAAUGAAUAAAAUGGUAUUUGUUUGAGCCUGUAUGUCUGUUACCCUACAUAUUACCCAUUUCUAUACCUAAGCCAUAUCUAGCAUAAGUCUAUAUGACCAGUUACAGAGAGUAGAUAGGAUCAAAUCUAUAAUGGGUAGUCUGCAUCUUGCUCAUUUGAAGAAACAGGCCUCAUUUUUCCUGAGGGAGAAGCUGAAAACAGCAAGGCUUGCUCUAACUGAUGUCACAGAACCUGAAUUGAAGACAGAGGAAGCAACAAACAGUGACCCAUGGGGGCCAGAGACCCGUACAAUGGCUGCAAUUUCUCAGUCUGCAUUCGAUGUAGACAACUAUUGGAGAAUUGUUGAUAUUUUACAUAAGAGGUUGAGUGUUUUUGAUACGAAGAUGUCAAGAAGUAUUUUCAAAACGUUAGUUCUUUUGGAGUACCUGUUGACGCAUGGUCCAGAGAGUGUUGCAGCAGAGUUUAGGAGUGACAAGACUGCUUUUCACCAAUUAGCCCAUUUUCAAUAUACUGAUGACCUUGGUUUUGAUUGGGGUCAGAGCAUCCAACGAAAAGCAGACAGGAUCCUUGAGCUUCUUAAUCAAGAGAAGUUUCUGAAAGAAGAGCGUAACCGUGCUCGGAGAGUUUCUUUUGGAAUCCGAGGAUCUGGAAGUUUUUCUUCUAAAACAUCCUCUUUGGAUGAAUUUACAAGAUAUAACUCCACUUGUCAUCAUGCAGGAGAGGAGAUGAGCACAUCAUAUGAACAUGGAAUCAAUCAGACAAUAGAAAAUAAAAAUAAGAAUCAUGAGAAUGAAGUAAAAAAUGGUUCAAAAAGUGCUUCCAAUCUUGGCUUUUACACCAACUUUACCGUGAAAAAGGAAGAUCUAUGCAAUGAAAAAGAACAUGAUCCUACCAUACCAGCUCCAGAUAAGGGAAAAAGCCCUGAAAUUAAAAAUCAUAGUAAUGAGUAUCCUUCCAACCAUGAGUGGCAACCAUUUGAUGGAAGAAAUGUGUCGAUAGACAAAAAUCCAUUGACUUGCCACUCGUUCCCACUUAAUCAUCAACAUGAAGGACAAAUUGGAGUUCAAGAUGAUCUUAACUCUUCCAAGAAUAAUGCUGCUGAUGAGAUAAAUGAAUAUGAUUUUAGACCUGAAACUGAAAGUGAACCAUUACUUAAUUCCAGUACAGUUGAGCAGAACCCCAGACAAAUAGCUUUAGCUUUCGGCGAAAUUCAUCCAUUUGAUGACUUUGAAAAUGACACUAGUGAAGGUUUGCUAUCACAUAAACAUAAGAAGAGCCCAGUCAGUAUUUUCGACAUUCCUCAUUCUGCAGGGCGUGUCAUCAAUAUUUAAUUUUUCUUUACUAAACGGAAAGAAGAUCUUGUAUGGCGUAUAUUACAAUGCAUUUACAUUGUGUCCAAGUGUUUAUUCUCAUCGUCUGUUGCAUACUGCAUGAUUUCCAGGGGUGUUCAUCAUUGAAUUCUGUGUAGUAAAAUGCCAAAAGGCUGUUAAUACUAUUCAAAGAAUGCAAUAUUAAAGAGUUUUUAAAAAUU